This is a messenger RNA of Cimex lectularius (bed bug), 1369 nucleotides long. RefSeq lists its product as uncharacterized. NCBI's taxonomy places the organism in Eukaryota, Metazoa, Arthropoda, Insecta, Hemiptera, Cimicidae. The record is from RefSeq and is a predicted model, not a curated record. Bases 212 to 991 code for a protein of 259 amino acids. The transcript has a single exon.
CGAGAACGGCAUUCCUCCGUCGACAGUCUCUGUAGUCAGUCAGUGCCGCUCAUCGCUGGGAAGAGAAAGUUGCUGUGCGUUAACGGAUUACACCACCUGGUUUGAAGACUUUUUGGAUUACGGGAUGUGUCGAGACGUGUGAGUGGUGUCCGAAAAGAGAACUGUGUUUUUUUAGUUUUUUUGUUUUGGUUCAGUUUUUGAGAGUAUCAAGAUGAAAAUGGCCACAGACGCACAGCGUUUAAUAAGCAUCUCACUGACGAAGAUCGCCCAGUCGAGGGCUCAGCGGGGCGGAGUGAGCCUGCACAAGAACCUACUGGUCGCGACGGUCCUGCAGAAAGCGAGGUACAUAUUUAUGGAAGAAGCCUAUCACAUGGUGCACAACCAACCUGUGGAAUACCCGGCCGCCGCCGCCGCGCCCCCUGCGCCUCCGGCGGUCCAAGAGACGGCCUCUGCCCCCGCCCCCGCCCCGGCCAACCCCCUGCCGACGGCCGUCUACUACGAAGACACCCUCGUCCUCUCCCAGAACGAAGACGUCCAAGAGGAGCUGAGCUUCUUCACCCCCAGUUCCCCUGUCUGCAUCAGGUGUCCUCCGGAGUGCGACAAGGAGAACCAGGCGCCUGUCGAAGCGCCCACCUACCUCGACCUCGACAACGAAAAGACGAGAAACGCGUACAAAGGGGCGGCGGCGAAAAGGCGGAGGGUCUCCGAAUGGGAGACGGAAGAGGCGGUACUCAGCAUCCUUCCAAAAAAGGCGAGGCGGGAAGACGAAGAGGAUUCUGUUUUCGUGGACGAGUCUCUUUUAGACGAAGGUUCGACGACGAUGGAGAUUGACAGAAUCACCAGCCUCGUAUCCAUCUUCAGCUUCGGCAGCCUCAACGGCGACAGCCUCGGAAAGCUCACCCGAUCUUCCUCCACCCCGGAUCUCUGCUCUGCUCAAGCUAAAGAAAUCGACGUCCUACAACAGCGGCCGUUUCUAGCAAUGACUGUAUAACGAAAACUCCCCUUACCCCAUAAAGUUACCCAAUGUACAUAAGGUAUGUACAAUAGUAUUUAGUCGACGCUCAAGCCUUGACAACUUACUAUUGCUCAAAUCCUGUUUUUUCUUUUUAAAAUUUUUUUUCAAAGUUUCUUUUUUGUAUAAAAGGUUUUGUUUCCUCUUUUUCUUUUUUUCUAUCUUCUCUCAGAUUAUUAUAUUUUUAUACUGUAUAAAUUUACAUUUUUUAAAAGAUUUUAUUUUUCAUGUAUAAAAGACUUAAGAGUUUUGGCUCUGUUUUAAGGGCCUUGGAUAUAAUGUAAAUUUGACUGUGUAUAUAUAUAUUUGAAGUAUAUUACAUUGAACAUACGAAAAUAUAAAGAUUUAUAAUAUAUA